UUAUAAUUGUCUAAACUCAAAGCUUGCUUCUUCGUUACAUACUUUAUCCAAGAAAGAUUUUAUUCAGAAUAGGAUCAUCUUUUCCCAAACGAAAGCGAAGCUCAUCUUAUCGCAACAAAAUUUUACAAUCAACCUGCCAAAUGCAGACUUGAAGCGCGAAUUUGUUACUGUUAAAAUAUUUUAUUCGUCUGUAUUACUACUUGAACAUUAGAUUGAAUAAUUGUUAGCCGAGACCAAUAACUAUGUUGAGAUUUCAAAGUGUGGUGCUAUGCGUGAUGGCUUGGCUGGUAGCGAUGCGAGCGCCUUAUGUCAGCGGUCACGGCAGACUCAUUCAACCUCCCGCUCGCUCUACUGCAUGGAGGUACGGCUUCCCGACGCCCGUCAACUACAACGACCACGAGACGUACUGCGGCGGCUACGGCCGUCAGUGGGGCGUCAACAGGGGCAAGUGUGGCCCGUGCGGCGACCCUUGGGACAUGCCUCAGCCUCGCGACAACGAAGAGGGCGGCAAGUACGGGACUGGGGUGAUCACGGCCACGUAUAAGGAGGGAGCAGAGGUGGAACUUGGUGUCGAACUCACCGCCAACCACCAGGGCUUCUUUGAGUUCAGGUUGUGUCCCAAUAACAACCCAUGUACAAGGUACAUGACUUAACACCAGUGCUUGUGGUACAGGUACUACCCACCCCCCGGCACCCGCAAGAUGUACAUGAGGUACGCGCUGCCGUCCGGCCUGACGUGCACGCAGUGUGUCCUGCAGUGGCGCUACGUCGCCGCCAGCAACUGGGGCGACUGCGGCAACGGCACCGGCAGGAUGGGCUGCGGUCCGCAGGAGGAGUUCAGAGCAUGCGCUGACAUCUCAAUCAUCAGCGACGACGGCACAGCGAACAGCUCUCCUGCGGCGCCCGUUGACGUGACCGUCAGUCCUGUGGACGAAGAUUACAACGAAGUCGACACAGGUCGUCUGCAUGAGCAAGAGGCACACCAGCUCCAGGAGUCCAAUUACAUCGGUCAUGUGGUGGCGCUGACCCUGGCAUUUGUGCUGCUGCCUUUAUUAUUGUUGGCACUUGUCAUUUAUUUCUAUUUCGCAAGAGAGAAAGUCAGGAAGUUCGUCCGGAAGAACUUGGACUGCUGGAAAAAGACCGUUGGAGGCGUAACUGUCCCAGAAGGGCCGUUGGAUGGCGUUGAUCCAGGAUUAUUGGAGGCCAAGAAUCCCAACAGAAGUUCACUGGAGUUCCCAAAUCAUCCCUACGGGGCUGCUCCCACAGCUCCUCCCCGCCGCAACAGGGGACGCUCCCCGAGCGUCUCCUCAAACCGAGGGGAAGAACAAUCGGCUUCCCCAAACCCCGUCUGAAGAUUUCGUUCUUCCCUGAGACCAAAGAACGUCUGAGUCAUCCUGGGCCUCUUCCCGAGUAUAGACUGUUCGAUGGAUAGCUAUAGUUUGUUACAAUUGUUGUGUAAUAAUUAGCAUAUUUUUAUCCCGCAUAUUGUAUCGUGAGAUCUUUGUCAGCAUUAACCCGAAGUAACUGAGUAAUCACAGAGCUAAACCACCCCAUUUUAAUGGUGCGUGGUCAUUAGACUACAUAGGGCAUGCGUUGUCCUGGCGCACAGUUCUCUCCGGUCCCCCUUACAAUUCCUCAAAAGUUUCAGAACAUUGUGGAGACUGAAUUAAUGAUAUUCAUUACUAGGUCUCGAGGAAUCGCUUUAAUAAUAUGUAAUUUUCGCCCAUCUUUUAUUGCAAUAAGACAUCAGUGUUGUGAGUGGUUUCCUUGAUAAGAAUGCAUGGUAGAGCAGGUGCUCCUUGUACACCAAUAUUUUAGAUUCACUAAAGACGUAUUCUAGAAUAUCGACUGUAAAUGCUUGGCAAAGUGGAGAUUCGCACUGUCUCCUAUGUAGAUAUGAUUAUUUUAUAAAGUGUUAAUUUAUUCCGUGAUGUCUGAUUAAUCUAACUUAUUGUAAGAAUUACAUCUCAUGAAAAUAGGUGCAAUUAUGUUGACAAUAACCAAUGGAUACUUAUUUGUAAUACUAUUUGUAUCUACCUUCACAUUUGUGCGAAUAUACUCAAUGGACAGAAGUUUUUCAACCGAAAACAUUUCAUCCUGAAGCAUGUUAACAGACAGCUCGUCAUCUUUUUCCGAAUAAACUGUAUAAAUACUUC
Molecule: messenger RNA, 2156 nt
Organism: Hyalella azteca
Lineage: Eukaryota; Metazoa; Arthropoda; Malacostraca; Amphipoda; Hyalellidae
Source: RefSeq, a predicted model, not a curated record